Molecule: messenger RNA, 2183 nt
Organism: Ctenopharyngodon idella (grass carp)
Lineage: Eukaryota; Metazoa; Chordata; Actinopteri; Cypriniformes; Xenocyprididae
Gene: fam241a
Product: family with sequence similarity 241 member A
Exons: 2
Coding region: 399-809 (136 amino acids)
Cellular component (GO): intracellular membrane-bounded organelle
Source: RefSeq, a predicted model, not a curated record
ACGUAGUUGGCUUGCUAGGUUUUUGACACACUGCCGUGCACUUCAAUAACAGUUUAUAUUUCUAGUGCGGAUUUAUUAAUGAAUAGUUAUACUAUGAAACAGGCUAGACAGUUAAACCUUUUUUUUUAAAGAAAGAAAACGUUUUUGUUUAGGGCUAUUACAUCUACAUAAUGAACAUAUAAUUAUUUUUUUUUUUUCAUUAUAACAAACAUAGUACAAUAAUUCCCGAUAUUAUGGAUGAUAAAUCUUUUUUUCUUAUGGCCACACCGUGACUCAUGACGUCAGGAUGUACCUUCUGUUGACAGCCAAGACCGGAAGUAUCGCCAGUAGCCAGCCAUCUGGUUCUCAGCCCUUCGGCCCUAUCUCAGGUUAGCAUUAAUCAUUCUGUUUUUAGGAAUAUGUCAAGUACUAAUCGGAUCGUACAUGAUGCGACGGUAUGUCAUCGUGAUGUCUUAUGUGGGACGCAAGAACUUCAUUGCCAGCGCGAGCGUGCUGUCAGACCCACACGCGAACAGAAUGACCUCAGGGGACGAGAAAUACCACAUGAUGGCUCCACAGCAGAGCCACAGGCAGCAGAAGGACCUGCGGCAGAGGCUCCAUUGGUGGACGACUGUGAGAAGAUGGGCACUCUGUUCGGGGAGCUCAAUAAGUGUCUGAGGGGUCUUGGUUUCACCCAGCUUUACUUCGGAGAGAAGAUCGUGGAGCCUGUGGUCGUGCUGGUGUUUUGGUUGCUUCUCUGGUUCCUUGGUAUCCAAGCCCUUGGCCUUGUGGGAACUCUAUGCAUCGUUAUCAUUUACAUCCAGAAAUAGCAAAUGUUAAAUGACGGACCGACAGAUGAAGGUGCAUUUGCCACUCACAGCCUGUGCCAGUGAAAGAGAGAAGAGACUUCUUUCUACAAAACGUGAAUGCCACUUGAACGUAUUACCCGAACUGUAUACUACUGUAUAUGCCGUUUGCCUUCUUUUUAUGUGGGUAUGUUCAAGAGAGUGAGUUAUUAAAGAUAAUCAGAGGAUUUGUUUUAACUACUGGAAUGAUGAUUCCUCCAGAACUGUGCAUUAUCUAUGAAAGGUAUUUGUGAAAAGCAUGCUUCCCUUCAAUAUUUGCAUAGACAAAAUGGGUGCAUAUUGAUAUAUUGUCUAUAAUUAGUUUUAAAGUAAAGUACAGGAUGAGGAGCAUAAAUAUAACCGGAUUUUAAUGACAGUUGUACAUGACAGUCAUUAAAAUGACCAUGGUACUUUUGUUGAAUGUAUUACUCUUAUUUGCCCAGGUGUCAGUCCUGCAUUCUCCACAAUUGCACUAGAGGGCAACCUUACUCAUUCUCCCCUUUUGGAAAUAUACCAGGGAAUAAUAAUCCUUCUGCGUUCACUUGAAUGUGUUAAUACUACUGCAUGUGAAUGUUCUGGGGCUGCUGGGAUAUUUUUGGGUUUCCUCUGACAGGAUGAAUUAAAUCAAAUGCUCCAAAAGUCUGAGCAGAGGAAGACUCCGUAUUAAAACCAAACCGCUCGUGAGAAAAGACCUACAGUACUUUAUGCACUGUAUAUUCCAAUUUGGUAUUCUUAUUAGUUAAUUUUACUUUAAUCUGCUCAUGUUCAUUUCAAAAAUCAAUGUUACAAUAUCUGUAUCAAUGAAAUCAAAGGAAAAAUAUUUAGUAUGCAAGUUUUGCUACAAUAGAAUGUUUUGUAUGACCCAUAUUCAGGAUGAGAAGUAUGAAAAGGCCUGUUUUUAUUGUACUUAUGUUUUUUUUUUUUUUCUUACAUUUGAAGAUUAUUGAAUGAACUCUAACUUUUUAAGCAAAGCUGCUCUUUUUAUGUAACUGUGAACAUCUUUGCAAGAUGACAUCACUUCAUAUUCCUGAAAAUCUUGUUUGAAUAUGAUUAUUUUUGGUACUUUAUUAGGCAAGUAACAUUACAAUUCAUAAUUGCAGAUACAAUGCCAAAACUUUGCUCUUAUGUAUCUGAUUCUGUUCAGUGUUAAUCUGCAUCUUCUGUGCCAUCAUUUUAUUUCACCUACAUAUCAUUUACUGUAUGCCACAAUGCUGUAUUUUUGGGUUCGUUGUGGGUUGUGAGAAAUCCUUUGAUUAAUUUAUUUGGAAAGAAUUGCUUUUUAUAUUUCACAUCUUUCUGCAAUGUAAGGGAACUUUAAAACUGGGUUAUCAUAAUAAAAAUUAUCAUGGUUUAAAAUAA